This is a messenger RNA of Ornithodoros turicata, 8107 nucleotides long. It is a transcript of the gene slo, whose product is annotated as calcium-activated potassium channel slowpoke-like. Gene Ontology annotation, biological process: potassium ion transmembrane transport. The transcript has 28 exons. Bases 170 to 3736 code for a protein of 1188 amino acids. Gene Ontology annotation, molecular function: large conductance calcium-activated potassium channel activity. Gene Ontology annotation, cellular component: postsynaptic membrane. The record is from RefSeq and is a predicted model, not a curated record. NCBI's taxonomy places the organism in Eukaryota, Metazoa, Arthropoda, Arachnida, Ixodida, Argasidae.
GCAAGCAGACGCAACUCGAGCGCCAGCGGGGCGGAACGACAAACCCCAUUCAGCUCCGAACGACGACGAAAGCAAGCAGCAAUUGUAUCCCUACACACCAACAGCAUCAGCUGUAGCAGUAGGAGACAGACACCCUAUGGCUAGAGGCUCAUGAGGACGCUGAGCAGCGAUGGGUUCUGCCGAGGCGACGUCGCCCUCGUCCUCCACCAACUUACCAGGCGGCGAAAUCGACUGUAUGCAAGAGCGGAAGUGGUGGUGCUUCCUGCUCUCCAGCAUCUUUACCUUCCUGGCGGGUCUCUUCAUUAUCCUGAUAUGGCGUGCCUUUGCCUUCCUGUGCUGUCGCAAGGAGAAAGCGGCGGCGUACAGCCCAGGAGCUCCCAAGCAAACACCCAGUGGUCAACAAAAGGGUCCACCUGCUCCCGGGGGCUGCAGCGAUCGCGAUGCCAAGCGCAAAGCCGGAGAAGGCGGGGCCGAAAUCGGGUUCAUGACAGAGGCCAAGGAUUGGGCAGGGGAACUCAUCUCGGGACAGACCACCACGGGCAGGAUACUGGUCGUACUGGUAUUCCUGUUAAGCAUAGCUUCUCUUAUAAUCUACUUCAUUGACGCAUCCAGAACUGGAGCAAGCAAACAUAGCGACAAAGGAAAAUUUCAAGAUGGCGUGGAGAAGUGCCAGACAUGGUCAUCAAACACAACGCAACAAAUAGAUCUAGCUCUCAAUAUAUUCUUCAUGGUUUAUUUUUUCAUACGUUUCAUAGCAGCUAGUGACAAAUUGUGGUUCAUGUUGGAGCUGUAUUCAUUUGUUGACUACUUCACCAUUCCGCCGUCCUUUGUUUCAAUCUACUUGGACCGCACAUGGAUUGGACUUCGCUUCCUCCGAGCACUACGCAUGAUGUCUGUGCCAGAUAUUCUGCAGUACCUGAACGUGCUCAAAACCAGCAGCUCCAUUCGUCUGGCACAGCUAGUCUCCAUUGUGAUUAGCGUGUGGCUUACCGCUGCCGGAAUUAUCCAUCUGUUGGAAAAUUCAGGCGACCCCUUGGACUUUGCAAACGCACGCAAGCUUACGUACUGGGAGUGCGUGUACUAUUUGAUAGUUACAAUGUCCACUGUGGGUUAUGGUGACGUAUACUGUCAGACAACACUGGGACAAGUCUUCAUAGUACUCUUCAUACUUGUCGGCUUGGCGGUGUUCGCCAGUUGCAUUCCAGAGAUUCUAGAAUUGAUAGGAACUAGACCGAAAUAUGGCGGAGAAUACAGGCGGGAGCAUGGGAAAAGACACAUCGUCGUGUGUGGUCACAUCACAUACGAGUCCGUGUCUCACUUUCUCAAAGAUUUCCUCCAUGAGGAUAGAGAAGACGUAGAUGUAGAAGUAGUUUUUUUACACAGAAAGCCUCCUGACCUCGAGCUAGAAGGUUUAAUAAAAAGACACUUUACUACAGUGGAGUUCUUUCAAGGCAGUGUGAUGAAUCCCAUUGACUUACAAAGGGUCAAGGUCCACGAGGCAGAUGCAUGUUUGGUGCUGGCAAACAAGUACUGUCAGGACCCGGAUGCUGAAGACGCUGCCAACAUCAUGAGAGUCAUCUCCAUCAAGAAUUACUCUGAUGAUAUACGAGUUAUUAUUCAGUUGAUGCAGUAUCACAACAAGGCUUACUUGUUGAACAUCCCCAGUUGGAACUGGAAAAGAGGGGAUGACGUCAUUUGUGUUUCCGAGUUGAAACUCGGCUUCAUCGCUCAAAGUUGUUUGGCUCCAGGCUUCUCAACGAUGAUGGCAAACCUCUUCGCCAUGAGAUCGUACAAAACGUCCCCUGACAUGCCUGCUUGGCAGAACGAUUACCUCUGUGGAACUGGAAUGGAGAUGUACACCGAAAGCUUGUCAGCUUCUUUCACUAGCAUGACGUUCCCACAAGCUGCUGAGCUGUGUUUUGUAAAAUUAAAACUCCUCCUCCUUGCGAUCGAAGUAGCAGUCGACGAUAGUUCAGAUUCCAAGAUUGCAAUCAACCCGAAGAAAAAGAUAAAAAUUACGCUAAACACUCAGGGUUUCUUUAUUGCUCAAUCGGCAGAUGAGGUGAAAAGGGCAUGGUUUUAUUGCAAGAAUUGCCACGAAGAUAUCAAGGAUGAGAAGCUGAUUAAAAAAUGCAAGUGCAAGAACCAUGAAGGGCUGCAUAACGCCAAUGUCCCCACUUUUACUCCACCCGAAAUCCCCAAGAGGGUCAAGAUACGAGUUGCAGAAGAAAGCUUUACUUACGUGGCGAGUCAGCCACAGAUUGGCAACAACAACGAGCAGAAUCGUGUGAGCUCGGCACCAAAACCAAAGCCGAGUACUAAGAAGCACGACCAAAGCAACUCUCUUGCAUCCCCUGCGGACCGAAACGGUCGAUCCGCUCCCCCAGCCUAUGCUAGUCCUGACACCCCACACGCCACUCGGACGGCUGCGCCCGACAUGUUUGCAGGCUUACACCUUGCCUAUGAGGUCAAAAAGCUCAUGCCCACCAGUAGAGGAGCCAACGGGACCGGGAACUCCCAAAACGAGAAGCCCUUUCCUGUGGGCCUCUCCGACGAUCAGGCAAAAGACUUUGAAAAGACCGAGAUGAAAUACGACUCCACGGGGAUGUUCCAUUGGUGCUCGGCGCGUCCCAUAGAAGACUGCAUACUAGACCGAAACCAAGCCGCAAUGACAGUGCUUAACGGCCAUGUCGUUGUGUGCCUCUUUGCUGAUCCCGACUCUCCACUAAUAGGGUUGCGUAACUUAGUAAUGCCACUUCGUGCCAGCAAUUUCCACUACCACGAACUGAAGCAUGUUGUCAUCGUCGGCAAUGUGGACUACCUUAGGAGGGAAUGGAAGAUGCUUCAGAACCUUCCGAAAAUUUCUGUACUGAAUGGCUCUCCACUGAGUCGUGCAGACCUUCGAGCGGUCAACAUCAAUCUAUGUGAUAUGUGCGUCAUCCUGUCUGCCAAAAUACCCAGCAGUGAUGACCCAACACUAGCCGACAAGGAAGCCAUUCUUGCCUCACUAAACAUCAAAGCGAUGACCUUUGAUGAUACCAUAGGUGUCCUUACUCAUAAUCCCAAUGGUGCUGAGGGAUUCUCCCCACUGGGUAGUCCCAUUGUGAUGCAACGACGGGGGUCCGUGUACGGUGCCAACGUGCCUCUCAUCACGGAACUCGUAAAUGACACAAAUGUGCAGUUUCUGGAUCAGGAUGAUGAUGACGAUCCGGACACGGAGCUGUACCUGACGCAGCCUUUUGCCUGUGGUACUGCCUUUGCUGUCAGUGUACUGGACUCGCUAAUGAGCACAACGUACUUCAAUGCCAACGCACUGACGUUGAUCCGAUCUUUAAUUACGGGUGGCGCAACCCCUGAGCUGGAGCUCAUCCUGGCAGAAGGUGCUGGACUUCGAGGUGGAUAUAGCACACCGGAGUCCCUAGCCAACAGAGACCGGUGCCGGGUGGGACAGAUCUCUCUAUACGACGGACCACUGGCUCAGUUUGGGGAGGGAGGAAAAUACGGCGACUUGUUCGUCGCCGCCCUGCGCAGCUAUGGCAUGCUGUGCGUCGGGUUGUACAGGUUUCGUGACACCAGUUCCUCGGGCGCAGCCUCUUCCAAACGCUACGUCAUCACUAACCCUCCGGCCGACUUCACGUUACUCCCGACCGACAUGGUGUUUGUCCUCCUGCAGUUCGACCCAGGCCUGGAAUACAAACCCAACCGGGGAGAAGAGCCUAAAGACGACAACUCUUGACUGCUGCUGUGUAGCACUUUGACUGACGGGCCUUAUUCUUUCAUCUAAGCCAUCACACUUGUUCCGCUUGAGUCCCCACUUUUGUAUGCAAUCUUAGACACACCCACUGUUACAUACAUGUAGGUCAAACGGCACUACCACAAAACAGCUAAAAAUUCUGCAAGAACAUAUCCAAAGAAUGGGAGAGAGGGGCCGUGCAUAUCCAGCAGGUAUUUUGUAUGAGCACCAUUGGGAGAAAAAAGUACCAAAAUAUGGGUUGUUUCUUCGCCCAGUAUUUCUUUUUACACAGAUCGACUCUAUUUACUCGUGUAUAGGAAGAGCUUUUUUAUACAUUUACGACGUAACUUAAAAGCUCUGAACAACGAAAAUCUCUAACAGCGCAAGCGAGAACCUUCUGAGACAACUUGCUGCAAACAGAAAUUUCUUAUGACGUCGUCUUUGUCAUUUCAGUUCCAGAAUUCCAGAGUCAAGCCUCUGUUUUUGCUUUACAGAGGUGGACCUCGUCUUACUGCAAACGCAAACUCCAAUUACUUAAUCCUUCAAGCCCCCUCCCAUACCCAUACAGGAUUUGUUGGUAGAUGACAUAGCAUUCAACAACAGUGAUCGACAUUCAAUUUUACUUAGCAACUGUUCAAACAGACAAGCACGCUUCAAAGUAUUCAUGCAGACGCGUGAUAGACCGUCGUAGCAUUUCUCAAGCUGGGAGCUGAAACAAUGCAUGCCUUUGCAUGCAUUAUCGAAAAAUAAGGGUCGUCCGUUGAGGUCGCUACACGAAAAUAUCUUGCAAACCUUUUCUAAACAUGCAAAGUUGAACAGCUAUCUGAGGAAAUCUUACCACGAACAACAAGUUCCCCCGAUUUCUGCUGUUCCAAAUAUCCUCAACCUGUUACCUCCAUGUCUGCUCUUUUGCUCUUUUUCUCGACACCUUGCAAUACAACAAGAGAAAAAGUUUUUUCUUUCUCUUAUUUCGUACACAUAACAUACGUCUGGUUGCAGCUUAGUGCUGCGUUCUUUGUAUGAUAAAGGCUUCAAUAUUUUAUGUACAAUUCAAAGACGUCAGUAAUAACGUUGUUAUCGCUGGGAGCGGCAAAGGUUGUACAGUAACGUUGUAAAAUGAGCAAGAGACCAGAGUUUACGCCGAGUUAUGCAGAUAUAUAUAUGUAUAGGUACGUGUGAUACAUGUAUAUAUAUCGAGGGACAUGUUUUGGAUGUGUACAGGUGUAGCAGAUGUUGUUGUAAUAAGCUGGCGACGUUGCACAGACACACAUGUGACACACAUGUUGUGACACACAUGUUCUUCACCGAGCCUUAUACGCUUUCUGCAUUCACAAAGGUCACAUAAUGUGUGCAGCAGGUAUAUUGUUGCACAUGCAGAGUUGUGCAGCAGUUUUCAGAAUGAAAAACACAAAUGCGCCUUUCAAGUACUGUGGCUGGACGUCUGAAUGUUCACUGCGCAUUAUAAUCUCAUAUUUUGUACGUUGUUAGCUUGGUCUCAUUAUCACAAAUAUUUUACUGGUCUGUUUCUCGCUAAGUGUGGCAGACUUGGAAUGAUGACACACAACACUAGACAAUCCAUACACGUUGUGAUUCCACGUUGAAGAGGACGUGUUACUUAUUCAUAAUUGUCAACCGUGCGCUGUUUGUGUAGCGAAGGAAGUUCGCGACUCAUACACUGAGCAUUUUCUAGGGACGUAUACAUGAAAAAAUACCCCGACAGUGUAAAAUUUAGCAUUAUUUUCUCUUUUGCGACAUCUAUUAGCUGCUCAUUGACUUGUUGACACUCAGGUGACUUAGAAGUCGUGUCUCGAUUGCUAGUAUUGUUUAUGUGUGAACUUGCCCAAAGACAUAGCUCUAUAGCUCACACUUUGUUGAAAUAGGUUGUAAUAGUAUGUUGCAGAGUAACUUACGGCAUUCUGAUUUGCUAACAGCUCUAGUUCAUUGCUACCUGCUGUUGCAUGUCAUUUUGCAGUGGUCCUUCACGAGGUAUUCCUUCUGAAAACAGCUAUUAGGUGCAUAGCUCCGAGAAACAGGAGCAACAAAUCCCUUAGCAGUACAGAAUCGGUGUGCAUGCACUAAUACUAAAUGCACUAAGUGCAAGACUAAUACAGACAACGUAUUGAACAACAGAGAUAUCUGUAGAGAUGCUGUUAUUGAACUAGAGAAACUACUAUAGCAUUUAGGUUUUUGUUUUCUGAUUUUGAGGGUCACGGCUGGUUUAUUUUUACAUAACUCUAUUUAUUUUGUAACGUUUAUCAUGUGACAGCAAACAAGUUAUGUGACGUAUGUGUUUGUAUGCCAUGUUAUUCAAAAUAGAAAGGUUUACAUGUAUGUUAUGUGUUUCUAGGAUGUACUUCACUUUACUUACAAAGGUUAGAUGAUAUUACCUUUCUAGCCAAGACCAAGUCAUUCAUACGACCGUGCUGAGUAAUGCAUUUCCUUUAGAUGCACAGGUGGUAUAUCUUGGCAAAUUGCUUUCUAAUAUUUAUCCGAAGGAAGAAGGGACUUUGUGUGCUAGUAUUACGAGUAAUUUACUUAAUACAAAACAUGGGGAUCAGUUAAUUACAGCUGCACGACCGAAUAUCUACUUCAGCAUUGUAUUUAUUUUCCUGCAUUUUUUGCAUGAUGCCUACCUCAAAAGAUUGGCAUGUGUUGCAUAAUGGGAUUUACAUUUGACCGUAACAAUGACGAAACUAUUGCCGAGGCGAACAAACAGGUAACGUGUCAGUGCUGAUGCUGUCGUGUGCACAGCAUAUCACACUGUAUGCAACAUGAAAUUUACAUACAUGCAAUAAAAAGGGCGAGCACACUCCGAUUCAAAAGCAGCAGCAGGUAGCAUAUUGGCAUUGAUCUGGAAAUGUGCAGUUUCACAUCAAUAAUCAUUUUGAUGCCUUGCUCCCACACCUUUUCCUACUACCCUCCUUUUGUUACGAUGCCCAAAUCCUGUACGAAUUCAUUCCCAUCGUGUAUAACAUUCAUUCCACGAGUGUAAUAAACAUCUGCAUUUAACUGUUUACUCCUUCCUACUUAUGUUCAUUAGAUCAUAUAUAAAGAAUAUCUCCCAAACUAACAAGCUGAUAGUCCCACUCAGAGUCGGAGCAACCUCCAGGUCGUUUCCCGCUAUCCUAACGAAAGUUUUUUUUUUCUUGCCUCGUUUGUGUAUGUCGUCUGUUUGUGCAUCUGAAACCAACCACUGUGAACUUUCCCCUGGACGCCAUUGUACUGGAUUGUACGGCAUUUAUUUAUUUAUGUGAGUGGCAAACGAUAGUGUGAAAUAAUAACUUUGGCGAAGCGCGGAGUAAGUCUUCACCUGGCAAGGAGACACAGCAUCUUCAUAUUUCUUCCACGCUAACUACAAUCCAGUACACUGGCCAUCAAUAAAUGUUUCACUGCAGUUGGUGGGAAGACGUUUCGUUUACUGUUGCUUUGCUUUCAGUGUAGCAGACGCCACCACAUUCUGCGCACAUCGAAAGCAAAUCAACAUUAAUUUUAACUGACAUACUAUAUAACCAUUCUAGAGAGGUCAUUUGGAUGCAGCGCCUAUGCCUUUCUCAAAGAGAUUGUUCAUGAAUGAGCUUUAUGGGGAAGGGGCGCAAUAAUUAUUUCACAGCAUGUGACAUAAGGGUGAGGAAGAGCUCAUCCUAUGUUUGAACCUGCUCUCUCUCUUGUACUUUCUUAGUCACAUAAUGCUAGAAUGGCUUAUUCACGACACAAGUCUGAGCUUUUCCUAAAUUUUUCGUGAUAUACACUCGAUUGCAAAAAAUGGAAUAACAAUAUCUAGACGCUAAUCUGUCCGUUGUCAACAUUUUUACCCUUAACCAUUGCCACAAUACGUUCACAGUGGUUUCAGAGCUUCCAUGCACAAACUUCAAACUCACGCAUGAUUGUCAUUGCCAUGUUGAGUUGAUACUGUUUGUCCACAGUGUGCACUGUCCUGUAACUUGUCUCAUAUCACACACGCACACACAUUAAGCAAAGCGUGAUUCUAUUCUCUGACCCAGCAAAUGAGAAUAGAGUCAGCGCACUGCCAUGUUUAGCACCUUGGAUGUCGCCGGAUCUCCCGUCCGAGGUGCUGAACACGCAUCAAUCCAGUACGACGUUUCUGUGCCAGGUGGAGCAUAACGCGCACGCUUCACAUGUUUGCCACUUACACCAUCACUUCUAUCGCUUUGUUUGUAAAACACCAGCAACCUUUCUUCUCACACACACUCUCUCUCUCUCUUUGGCUGUUUUUCUUAGUUUCAAAGUUGUGCUCUCCGUAUUACUGUCCCAUGUGUGUGUACUUCUUGACAUGCAUUCUUUCUGUUCCUUCUGAUGUAAAACUGUUUCUCGAGUCUGUUCUUAAGUUUUCAUCAAUAAAUGUGAGGUUGGUCA